This is a messenger RNA of Microthlaspi erraticum, 990 nucleotides long. The record is from the annotation of a GenBank genome assembly. NCBI's taxonomy places the organism in Eukaryota, Viridiplantae, Streptophyta, Magnoliopsida, Brassicales, Brassicaceae.
AUGGACUUGAUGAGCUUUUAUGCAAUUCCCCCACCGGUUAGGCAGCAUCAAGAGGAAGUGAACAACAUUGGUGGAAACUUCGUGUAUAACGUCUAUCAAGGAGCUCAAUACCAGCCUAAUCAACAAUUCUAUCCCAAGGGAGUCCAUCAGGUGGAGCAUCCCUUCACUUUCCCUCAAGCUGUUGCACCGGCUCAACAAGAAGAGAAAAAGUUUGGAUCUCUCUCCUCUCAUGUCCAGAAUUUGGGGGUUCAAACAGUCCAAACCGCGGAAGCCGUAGAGAAACAAAAUGAGGUAACCCCUACAACAUUUUGUAGCAUUGUCUCACCUAAGGAGGACCAGCUCGUCCCUGUACCUACCCGAUCUCAAGAAGUAGAAGAAGAAGCUGAGCCUAAGGAGAGCCAAAACCCGGAGAAGUUUCCAUGGGAGUCAAAGAGAGCAUACAAGAGAAGGCUUGUGAACAAGCCAUUGCCAAAGCUAGAAGAUCCGGGGAAGUUUGUGAUUCCUGUUUCUAUCAAUGGGUGUGAAAUCAAUGACUGCCUAUGUGAUACUGGAGCUAAUGUGAAUCUCAUGUCUUAUGCAUUAGCAAGAGAUUUGGGAUUCAAACAUUUUAAAGAUCCUAAGGCAAAGAUGGAGUUCGCGGAGCAUUCAUGUGUGGAGCCCUAUGGAGUUAUAGAAAAUGUUAUGCUGGAGAUAGGAGGUCGCCUAGUCCCUACUUAUUUCCAAAUCAUGGUAUGGGAAGGAUCAAAGAGGAACCAGCUGCUACUUGGAUCACCUUUCUUAGCCUCAGCCGGUGCACUCAUAGACUUCAUGAGAAACUGCAUGUCACUAGGAAAUAUUCAACAAGAUGUUUUCUAUCAAAGCAUCGACUUCAAGACAGCACCAAGAGCGAUAAAACUACCACCAGAGAAGGCUACUAAGAUACCAAAGACGGGAGCCAUGUUGCCUAAAGACCCCAAGCAGAGUGAGCCCCAAAACCGAAGGUGGCCAUGA